Messenger RNA from Cucurbitaria berberidis CBS 394.84, 2758 nucleotides. RefSeq lists its product as uncharacterized. Lineage: Eukaryota; Fungi; Ascomycota; Dothideomycetes; Pleosporales; Cucurbitariaceae. The record is from RefSeq and is a predicted model, not a curated record. Bases 74 to 2596 code for a protein of 840 amino acids. The transcript has 2 exons. Gene Ontology annotation, biological process: nucleobase-containing compound metabolic process. Gene Ontology annotation, molecular function: 3'-5' exonuclease activity; nucleic acid binding. Gene Ontology annotation, cellular component: nucleus; cytoplasm.
CGCACGGUUUGGAAACACACGUCGCCCCCGUCUACUUGUUUGGUGCCUAGCGAGAGCACUACCAUGGAGUGUUAUGCUUCUCAGACGACGCGCCUCUUUGCAAAGCGCGUCAGACCUGCCUCGACGCGUUCGCGCUGAGGUAGCGGCAAACAGCGUACAUAUAGCUGGAAAACAUCGUGUAUUGAGUACUGUUGUUAGCUUUUCUACUCCCUCUGCCUUACUAUUGGCACGAGCCAUGCAUACUUCCUCUCCUCGUCCUCCGCCUGCGAAAUCCCCCACCGCGGACUACAAGUGGAAGCGUGGGCGCCCUGUUACUGCACGAAGCAGUUCUGCCGGUCAGACAAACCGGGGCUUGAGUUUGUGCAUGCCAGUGCUACCAGAACAGCUCGUCGUAAUGAAUUCCGCGACGCUAUGGGGAGGGCAGACGCGGCAGACAUCUACUACACGACAUGUCGAAUCUCCCCGAGGUGAGGAUGUCGCAUCGUCUACAAUUGACGCAGUCAAGCAAAUGCACUUGUGGGAUCCGUCCAAGCCUUUACGCUUCGCACCGACAGAAUACUCGGAAGGCUCUGAUUCUAUGGCCAACGAUAACAAUGAUAUUGUGCCCAAGCAAGAGAGCGACAUACAAUCGGUUGGAGAGGAUAUGACUGAGAUGCACGUUCCUCUUGCCUACCAGAUUCCCGAAGACACACUACGGACUACCAUGCUGGCUUCUCCAAAUACCCGCGCCAGCUACUGGAGUACAAAACUCUAUAAAGGGCCUCUGGGCGAAACAUUGCCUAUCCACUACUGCAGAUCCAUGGAGGUGGCAGAACGAGUUGCGCAGUACUUCUUGAAAGAGAAGGUCGUGGGUUUCGACAUCGAGUGGAAUCCGCGGGCUAGGGCGUCUUCGAUCAAACAAAACGCGUCAUUGAUCCAACUUGCCUGUGGGGAUCGAAUCGCGCUUUUCCAUAUCUCUCUUUUUCCAGGCAUAACUGCAAAACAACUGAUACCCCCAAGCUUGAGAGUGGUUCUGGAGUCACCAGAAAUUAUGAAGGUCGGAGUGGCUGUGAAAGGCGACUUCACGCGCCUGGAAAAGCAUCUUGAUAUUCAUGCUCAAGGCGUUUUUGAGCUAAGCCGCCUUCAUAACCUUGUGGAGUGGUAUGAAACCGAUCCGAGCAAGGUGUCGAACCGACUCGUGGGCCUGGCUGCACAAGUACUUCAACACCUCCAGCUACCAUUGUACAAGGGCGGGCAACUAGAUGAUGAGCCCGACAACACCUCCAGUGUGCGUGAAAGUGACUGGAGCCAACCCUUGGACUUGCAGCAAAUCCACUAUGCAGCGGCCGACGCGUACGCUGGGUUCCGCCUUUAUCAUGUACUCGAAUGGAAACGCAAACAACUGAGACCCAUUCCUUCGGCCAUCCAACUAUGCGACUAUGAUUCAAAACCUGCCCCCAGGUCCAAAGAGCCCCGAAAGAAAACGAAAAUAGUUAGCAAACCUAAAGGUACCACCGAAGCUGUAACUGGGCGAACAGUGGAGGUGGUAGAACCGGCACAGGAAGAAGGGGAAGAUGAGGAAGGAUAUGAGACGGCCCCGGAGGAGUUCAUGGAUAGUCAUCAGCUGGAAGAUCCCGCGCCAAAGCCGUUAACUAACACUUCCGGAGAGGCUGUUGACAUCGCAAGUGAUGCUGCACCAACCCCGGAGGGAGGGCUGAAUGCCGAAACCGAGUACGAUGGCGAAACAGCUCAGACGUACAACCGUGUCGGUCGGGUGAAUCUCUCCCAGCUGCGAGGUCCUGAUCCGGCCUAUCCAGCUCUACCCCAAGAUGUCAUGGAGAAUGUCAGCAGACCAAGUUCCGUCCAAUCCUUUUAUCACUUCUCUACUGCUCCCGCCGAUAGUUCGAUAGAAGAGGAGUUACAUAGUACCCGGCCGCCUGAAUCAGAGGUGGACGCAGAGGAUGACGAGUUCGCAGAUCCAGAGCUCGAAGAGGCACUCAAGGCCUUGGUUCUCAGCGAUGAUGGGAAGCUAACAAACGAUACUGUCGAGGCCAUCUUGGAGAUGACGACGGAAAGAGAUGCACAAAUGGCUCAUACUAUUCCUUCGACUAAGGUUGACAAGGCAAUUCCGACAGGCGUCAAGAACCAUGGUAAAACAGAGUUCAUUGAGCUAUCAGAUUUCAAUCCAGUCAGCUUGGAGACAAAAGAUGCAGACACAGCAACGACGCCUACAUUCAAGCCUCUCGUGGCUCUUUCCGAUGAAGUUUCUCGUACACCCGAGUAUCAUCUCGCGACAACAUGGGCGCAAAACUACCUUACAUCCACCAUUCCUUCGCCCACGUCCACGGUCCCCUCGCGCAUCCGCGCAACAGUGCCACACCUCCGUGCUUACCACUUAUGGCACCAUCAAAAGCUAUCGCUAGACGAGAUUGGCAAACAUUUACGAGACCCUCCGCUGUCGCACAGCACUGUGACUAGCUACAUUCUGCAAGCGAUAAGUUUGGAGAGGCUGAAGUAUGAGAAGGAGGCAUUGAAGGAUGUGAUGAUGGCGAUGCCGUCUGGUUUGAGGAAAGGACGGUGGAAGUGGUUAGCACAGACAGUUGGCGCCCUAGGUUGAAUGUGCAAGAUCUGUGGACGAUGGGGAUGUGUUUACGGUGUGAGGCUAGGGGGUGUAUACAGUGUGUCAUAGGCAAUGCGAUGAAGCAGGGUUUAAAAGGGAUAUGGUCUCAUAUCUCAUCCCACUCUAUAAGAAAUAUUAAUGUUCCCUUGUGAUGCUGCC